Messenger RNA from Magnusiomyces paraingens, 900 nucleotides. RefSeq lists its product as uncharacterized. The record is from RefSeq and is a predicted model, not a curated record. Gene Ontology annotation, molecular function: tRNA (guanine(46)-N7)-methyltransferase activity. The transcript has 3 exons. Gene Ontology annotation, biological process: RNA (guanine-N7)-methylation; tRNA methylation. Lineage: Eukaryota; Fungi; Ascomycota; Dipodascomycetes; Dipodascales; Dipodascaceae. Gene Ontology annotation, cellular component: tRNA methyltransferase complex. Bases 1 to 900 code for a protein of 299 amino acids.
AUGACCGAGUCUACUGAAAAGUCAACUGAGGAAUCACCUGCAGUCAGUGUUCCUGGCACUCCUGCUGAUGAUGAAACUUCUAAGGAAAUUAUUUACAAAAGAAAAGCCUACAGAUUAGAACAAGAGGCCAAACGGAAAAUGCUUAAAACCGUCAAGUUUGAAGAAAAAGAUAAGGAUGACGAAAUCAAACUUCCAAAGAAAAAAUAUUACAGACAACGUGCUCAUUCUAAUCCAUUUUCAGACCACCAACUUGAAUACCCAAAGAGUCCUAAAGAUAUGAACUGGGAUGUUUUAUUUCCUGCCAUUCUAGAUGACCCAACUAAAAAAGUCACAAUUGCAGAUAUUGGCUGCGGAUUUGGUGGUCUUUUGAUGUCUCUAUCACCCGCUUUCCCUGAUAAAUGCAUUUUGGGUAUGGAAAUUCGCGUUCAGGUUACUCAAUUUGUUGAAGACAAAAUAAUAGCUCUGCGCAAAAAGCAUGCAGAUGAAAAUGCCUACAAUAAUAUCGCUGUUCUGCGAGGUAAUGCCAUGAAGUUUUUGCCAAAUUUCUUCGAGAAGGGCCAGCUGGAAAAAAUCUUUUUCUGUUUCCCUGAUCCCCACUUUAAGAGCAAAAAGCAUAAGGCUAGAAUUGUUACUACAACUCUGUGUUCUGAGUACGCUUAUGUUUUGAAACCCGGUGGUAUUAUUUAUACCAUUACUGAUGUAAAAGAUCUUCAUGAAUGGAUGGUCAAACAUCUAGACGAACAUCCUUUGUUUGAAAGAAUGUCUGAAGAUUUCGAAAAAAACGAUACAUGUGCAAAGAUCAUGUAUACUGAUACUGAGGAGGGCAAGAAGGUUGCCAGAAAUGAGGGCGAUAAGUUUGUUGCUUGCUUUAAGAGAUUAGAAACACCUGCUGAAAUUUAA